Fusarium poae is the source of this 498-nucleotide messenger RNA. RefSeq lists its product as uncharacterized. Lineage: Eukaryota; Fungi; Ascomycota; Sordariomycetes; Hypocreales; Nectriaceae. The record is from RefSeq and is a predicted model, not a curated record. The transcript is spliced from 3 exons. Bases 1 to 498 code for a protein of 165 amino acids. Gene Ontology annotation, molecular function: protein binding.
AUGAGAUCGGUGUGGCUCAUGGGAAUAAGGGCGACAUUGAGAAAGCAAUUGAUGCUUUCAUUCGAUCAAUCCAGAUCUUCCAAGGGUUGGAAGACUACGAAGAUAUCAUGCUCGGGUGGCCCGAGCCAAACUUGGGAUUCCUUGGAUAAAGCUGAGACGGCUCUUGUGGAGAUUCUUGAUAUCCAUGCCGCCAAAUGGGGAGUGGAUGACACUCAUUCCUUCAAAACAGGGAAAAUUCUGUAUGGCUUGGGCAACGUACUAGAGUCGAAAGGCCAGUUCAGCGAGAGUCUCGAGUUUCACGUACGUUGUCUCCAGCAAUACAAAGCUGUCCUUGGUAUGAAGCACCACAGAGUUGGGGAUGUAUGCCAUAGACUCGCUGGGCACUAUAUGAGACUGGAACUAUAUGAGGAAGCCCGGGGAUAUAUCGACACUGCUUUGGAAAUAUUCCAAUCACGUUCGUACUUGAUCAACGAAUACGCCCGAACGGCCGUUGCUUGA